Messenger RNA from Amphibalanus amphitrite, 1750 nucleotides. Its product is annotated as CLIP domain-containing serine protease 14D-like. The transcript has a single exon. The record is from RefSeq and is a predicted model, not a curated record. Gene Ontology annotation, molecular function: serine-type endopeptidase activity. Gene Ontology annotation, biological process: proteolysis. Bases 141 to 1352 code for a protein of 403 amino acids. NCBI's taxonomy places the organism in Eukaryota, Metazoa, Arthropoda, Thecostraca, Balanomorpha, Balanidae.
CCACUGAGCAUAUAUAUGGCGUAGGACCGAGCGUUCGGCGACAGUCGCUGGCCGGAGCCGGGGGUAGUGAGUGGUGUUUUCCUCGGUACAGUUUUCCGUGUGUGGUCUGAGCGGCGCCGCGCGGCUGCCUAUCCGUCCUGAUGCUGCUGACUACACUCCUGUCCGUCCUGCUGGUGACGGGAGGCCUGGCCGGCCGUCCCCGCCGCCAGCUGGGCACCUUCUGCCGGGAUUUCGCCGGCCGGCCGGGCACGUGCGGCGCGCCCCAGCAGUGUCCGGCGCUGCUGCGGCUGCUGGCUGCCGGAGCUCCCUCGGCAGCAGAGGUGAGCGGGAUCAGACGGAGCGUCUGCGGCCGGCUGGGCCGCCAGCUGCUCUUCUGCUGCGCCAGCGGCCCGGUGCCCCAGCCCGUCACUCCGGCUCCCCAGCCUGUCACUCCGGCUCCGCGGCCUGUUACCCCUGCGCCUCCGACCCGCCGACCAGCGCCCCCCGAGCAGCACCCCAACAGGGCCAUCCUGAAUCGCGGCUUCGAGUGCGGCACCUCGCCGGCGGGCCGGAUCGUCGGCGGCCAGGAGACCGAGGUCGGCGAGUACCCGUGGGUGGCGCUGCUCGGCUACCAGUCGCUCGACAACCGGCGCGCUCCCGUCUCGUUCGAGUGCGGCGGCACGCUCAUCAGCCUGCAGCACGUGCUCACCGCCGCGCACUGCGUCGACGAGCUGCCCAUCCGCGACGCGCGUCUGGCGCUGACGACAGUGCGCCUCGGGGAGCACAACCUGGACACCGCCACCGAGUGCCGCCAACUGAGGGACGGCUCGGAGCUGUGCAACCGACCGCAGGACUUCCGCAUCGCGCGCGUCCAGAUGCACGCGGACUACGACCGGGGCAGCAGCGCCAACGACAUCGCUCUGAUCACGCUCGACCGGCCCGUGGUGGAGGACACGUUCAUCGGCAAGAUCUGCCUGCCGUUCGGCGAGGCGGGUCGGAGGAACUACACGGGCGCGCCGCUGCGGACGGCCGGGUUCGGCCGCACGGGGCCCAGCCGGCAGUCCCCGAGCAGCCCGGUCCUGCUGGACGUCCUUCUGCCGGGCGUGGAGCAGAGCCAGUGCGCCGUCACUAUCCGGCAGAACGGCGGCACGGUCACGCCGCUGCAGAUCUGCGCCGGCGGGGUACCUGGCGAGGACUCGUGCCAGGGCGACUCGGGCGGGCCGCUGAUGGCGCCCUCUCCCAGCGGACCACCCUUCAGCCUGGUGGGCGUGGUGUCGUUCGGAGCCGUGCGCUGCGGCGAGGGCGGAGUGCCCAGCGUCAACACGAGGGUCUCCGAGUACCUCAACUGGAUCCUGGACAGACUGGACAACUGAGGUGCCCUUGACGAACGUCUACCUCAGGGAAAGGGGGAAGAGCACGGACAUAUCCUUCCUGACCGCAUUGAUUUCAAUGCGAGGUAAAACAUCGACCUGGUCUCAAUACAUAGACUCAGUUUGUAUUUACCUGCUAAUGUCAACUGUGUACUUACAUGUGUUAUUCUGCUUUUUAGCUUCUCGUAUACUCGUACAUCGUGCAACUUAUAAGCCAAGGUCAUGUAUGUAUGUGCUUCGUUGUAGGUACAGUAUAUCUGCAUGGUGCAAUCUCAAUGCGUAGUUUGCUCAUGCAGUGUCGAAGCUGUUUAGUUCCUUAGUGAUCUGAGAUGAUCUGUGACGCUUCGUAUAGUACCUAUAUGCAGGCAUUUUUCACGAAAUACAUUUGUUUAAAUGUGCAA